Molecule: messenger RNA, 957 nt
Organism: Cladocopium goreaui
Lineage: Eukaryota; Dinophyceae; Suessiales; Symbiodiniaceae
Source: the annotation of a GenBank genome assembly
GUUUACCUGUGCUACUUGGCCUACAAGGGCCGUGAGGACGAGACAGAGAGGUACAUCAGAUUGAGGAAGCGGCGCCGGAGCUCUACAGAUGCAGCGAUGGACAAUGCCUUGGCUUGCCUGAGUAUUCCUUUCGGAGAGGAUGAGACAGCCUGCAAUCGCAUUCUUUGGGCGAUGAUGCUACCAUUCACAGUGAUUCGCUUGGCCACAAUGCCUCCCUGCGACAUGCGCUGGGAUGGCUCUCGCCGGAUAUGUCAUGCAGUUUCUCCGGUGGGCCUGUACUUUCUCUUUGUGGUGAGGGGCUACGUUGAGAUGCCAGACCUCAAGCAUGCAGCCAUAGCAGCAGCAGUCCUAUUGCCGUUGUGCGUCUUGAUAUACAUAGCUGGUGACAAACCAGCUGUCAUCAAAGGAACUCGAGCAGACUUGCCUUGGUUGUAUAUGCCGAUGACACUUGUGGGACUAGUCAGUGCAGUUCUUUGGCUGGCUGCCUUGUCCAAGGAAAUCACCGCGAUACUGGAGGGCGUGUGUCGUUAUUUUCAAGUGAGCAGGCUUCGGUCAGGAUUUACUCUUCUGGCAUGGGGUAAUUGUGCCUCUGAUUUGGUCGCGGCCUACAGCCUUGCGGUCAUGAAUGAAUAUCCCCUUGCACUUCAUGGAAUUGUGGCGACCCAAUUCUUCAAUCUAUCUGUGGGGUUCCCCUCUUCACUCCUUGUCAUCACCUGGCGAAGCCCUAACCUUGCCAUUUUUGAAAAUGGUUGGCCUGGCUCCAUCAGGGAUCCUUUGCUCGUAUGCACCUGCUCAAUUGCUGUGGCUGUUUCUACUUUGGCCCUAUAUAGUAUGUUCGAUUUGCAGGUGAAAAGCAUUUCAUCGGCCAUGGUGCUGAUAUUAAAUUAUCUACUUUUCCUUAUUUUCAUGUGGUUGAAUACAACGAAAGACGUGCCACAGCAACUUAGCGACAUAUAA